GCAGGCAGUCGCUCGCGGACGUCUGGAGUUCCGGUUCGUGUGUGGCUUCCUGGCCCUCCGGGCAUGGUGGGUAUGUCGCUGUGGGCGUCCCCCAGCCGCGACGUGUGCAAUCCGAAGGGCCACGACGAAGAACGCCGCCCCCCCUCCGGCUCGAAGGCGUUCGCCAGGAGGCUGGCUGCAUGCAGGGAUCCAGUCGAUUUCGUCGUCUUUGCCAACCGCACCUUUGACGUCGUGAAGCCGGCGCGCUGCGCACAGACCCGAGCGAGUGCAAGCGAAGACCCGAUGCGCCUGAGCGUGUUCUGGACGGUGGGCCCAGGGCUCUACUCGGACGAGGUGAUUCGCGAGCAACUGGCGCUGCUGGACUCGUCCGGCCUGGCUGCCAGAGCGCAGGCACUGAGAGUCGGCGCGCACGACUACUACGGGGCCUCGUGGCAGGACGACGUCGGCCGAGAUCUGCGGCAGAACGCCAGCAGGGCUUACCCGUGGUCUCCCAAGCUCCAGGCCAUCAGGCUCGGCUCUGCUUCGGAGGCAUGGUGGAGCCAACAGGAGAAGUUCUUCGAGUUUUAUACGCUGGAGGGGCUCUGGUCGCACUGUCAGCAGGCUCGGCAGCCUGACAAGGAGGCUGUGCUGUACAUUCACACCAAAGGCAGCACCAACGGUAAAUCUGCGUGGCGGCACAUCAUGUCGCAUUUCACCGUCCAGCAUUUCCAGGAUUGCGUCGACCAGCUCCAGUGCGGCGCUAGCACAUGUGGAUCAAACUUAGCGAACCCUCUUGGCAAGGCAAAGUGGAACUUCCCACACUACAGCGGCAACUUCUUUUGGGCGCGGUGCGACUACAUUCGUUUGCUUCCCAAUCCGCAGCCGAAAAGCAGUGAUUUGAGCUUAGCAGGUGGCGGUUGCCCCUAUGGGGACCCACCCACUGGACGAUACUUGGCUGAAUGGUGGCUCAUGGGGAGCAACAGAGACUAUACCCAAACUCGUGUCUACAAGAACUGCUGGGGAUCUCAGUCCUCGGUGCGGUUCUGCAGAGAUGCGCCUUUCAAGGACGUUCCACGUUGUGCUGCAUCGAGCUGAAGAAGGACCCCUUCAUGACCGUGAGUGCAUGGCGCCAUCCAGAUUCCGAUAUGUGAGUGAAGUGGCGCAGGAGGUCAGAUAUUGUGAUCGCCGAGUUCGUCGGCCGUGCACGCCAUCUUCAGCCGCUUGUUCACCCGCCAGCCACGGACAGGUCAACGUACGACGGUGGGCUGUUCGUUUCAGUGUCUCUCAGCCGGAAGCCGUCGACAUUCCGUAGUGCCCCACGAGUGCAUCCAUGCUUCACCUACGCGUAGAUGUGUUUCGUGUGCCAAUCCAGGCCGCACAUGCACGAUUACUAUUCGUGCGGCCGCCCAGCAACGCCGAUAUCAUACCAAUGGGAACGAUGGGAAGUUGGUCAUGCCAAGUCUGAUGCGUUGCGUGGGCCAGCAGUGCCUGAGGUGUUCCUUCGUAGGUGAGAGGCGCGCGUCACGAGGCAGAGAAGCUCCCUCUCAUGGCACAAGUGGAAUCAUGCCUCCUCGUUCCAUCUUGCCCUUCUCAUCCCCCAGCUUCCUACGUGGCGGUGGGCGCAUUGUCCUGCUUCCUCAUUGCCCCCGUCGCCCAUUCCCUCGCGAUGCGACCGGCACGAUCCCACGCAGACUCCUUACCGCGAGAGAUGUUCUGGGUAACAGCACGUGCCUGCGAAGCUCCUCAGCCCCAGCGGUUUCGAUCGCAGCUUUCCGUUUAGCCUAUCUGGCACGGAUCAGCAAAUCAAUCUUUCUGGCC
Molecule: messenger RNA, 1797 nt
Organism: Prorocentrum cordatum
Lineage: Eukaryota; Dinophyceae; Prorocentrales; Prorocentraceae
Source: the annotation of a GenBank genome assembly